Messenger RNA from Cuscuta epithymum, 2252 nucleotides. Lineage: Eukaryota; Viridiplantae; Streptophyta; Magnoliopsida; Solanales; Convolvulaceae. The record is from the annotation of a GenBank genome assembly.
AAAAAGUCUAUAAAUAACCGCUCUCUGCUUCAUCUUCCUCAUCAAAUUGUUCAAAGCUUGAUUUAAUUAGAACACUCUAAACCCCAAAAUCACAGAUUUUUUCGUUUUGAAUUGCAUUUUUAGACUACAUUUAUCUCGUCUUCUUCGUAAAAAUUUCUUAAUUUUAUACAUUUGAGGGGAUAUUUCAUAUUUGACAUAUGGCGAUGAGUUUAUCGCACCAAAUCGCUGCAAUUUCUGGAACUCCGUUAUCAGUUGAGAGUGGAACCGCUUCUGGAGAGGGACCAGCGAAGGCGUCGGUGGUUACGUCGGCCUUUUGGCAGACUCCGGCUACUAAUCUCCGAUGCGCGGUGAGGAAAUCGGGAGCUGAGGUGGACCGGAUGUCACCGUCUCCUCCGCGUAGCCCGAUGAGGGGCGGGAUGCGACAGGAUCUAUCCGCGGCUUGCCAAGCCCUGAUGGAGGCGCCGACGGCGGAUGCUAUGGAGAGGGAGUAUAAGAUGGGGGUUUUGGGGCGUGAGAAGGGGAAAGGCGUUCCUGUGUUCGUGAUGAUGCCGUUGGACUCGGUUAGGAUGGAUCACACGGUGAAUCGGAGGAAGGCGAUGAAUGCUAGUUUCCAGGCGUUGAAGAGCGCCGGAGUUGAAGGGGUGAUGAUGGACGUCUGGUGGGGGCUUGUGGAGAAAGACUCGCCAGGAGAGUACAACUGGGGAGGCUACGCCGAGAUUAUGGAAAUGGCUAAGAAGCAUGGCCUCAAGGUUCAAGCUGUCAUGUCCUUCCACCAGUGUGGCGGAAACGUCGGAGAUUCUUGCACGAUACCUCUUCCAAGGUGGGUUACGGAGGAGAUGGACAAAGACCCAGACCUCGCAUACACAGAUCAAUGGGGAAGGAGGAACUAUGAGUAUGUAUCACUUGGUUGUGAUACCCUUCCAGCUCUUAAAGGAAGAACACCAAUUCAGUGUUAUUCUGACUUCAUGAGAUCUUUUAGGGAUAAAUUUCAGGACAUGCUUGGUGACACCAUAGCGGAAAUUCAAGUUGGCAUGGGUCCUGCUGGAGAGCUCCGUUAUCCGUCGUAUCCUGAGCAAAAUGGGACAUGGAGAUUCCCUGGAAUUGGGGCUUUUCAGUGCUUUGAUAAGUAUAUGAUAAGCAGCUUGAAAGCCACAGCUGAAUCAGUAGGCAAGCCAGAAUGGGGACAUAAUGGCCCAACGGAUGCCGGCCACUACAACAACUGGCCAGAAGACACCAACUUUUUCCGUAAAGAGGGUGGUUGGACCACCCCUUACGGCGAAUUCUUCCUAUCUUGGUACUCGCAGAUGCUUCUUGAUCACGGUGAUCGGAUACUUCGGGCGGCCAAAUCCAUUUUCGACAUCAACAGCGUCAAGAUAUCAGUGAAGGUUGCGGGAAUCCACUGGCAUUAUGGGACUCGGUCUCACGCCCCAGAGCUUACAGCCGGAUAUUACAACACCCGCUUCCGAGACGGGUACCUGCCGAUCGCCCAAAUGCUGGCCCGUCACGGUGCAAUCUUCAACUUCACAUGCAUCGAGAUGCGGGAUCACGAGCAACCCCAGGACGCGCAGUGCGCUCCAGAGAAACUGGUGAGGCAAGUGGCUCUGGCAACCCAAGAGGCGGAUGUUCCGCUUGCUGGGGAGAACGCUCUGCCUCGAUUCGACGGGUAUGCGCACGAGCAGAUAUUGAGGACUUCGGCAUUGAGCGAUGAUGGGGAAAUGUGUGCCUUUACGUACUUGAGGAUGAACCCGGAGUUGUUCCAGGCGGAUAACUGGAGGAGGUUUGUGGCCUUCGUGAAGAAGAUGAAGGAAGGGAAGGGUGCGGAUAAGUGCUGGGAGGAAGUGGAACGUGAAGCGGAGCGCUUUGUGCAUGUGACUCGGCCGCUGGUGCAAGAAGCCGCCCUGAUGCAUUAAGAGCCCGGUUGAGCCGGUAGGCUUGUCAUUGCCGGCCACUGUCGCUGUUGCUUUACUGAAAUGCUCUGUGAUGUAUAAUAAUAAUAUGAUUACCACGGGGUAUAUUAUAGUGCAAGCAAUGGAAGAGGAAUGUCUCUUCCUUUUACGUACUAAGUUUUUAUAUCAAGGAAACUUUUAGAUCCUUAUAUCAUUUGUACCACUAGAAUCAAAUCUAGCUAUUGUAUUGUGUUGUUUCAAAUUUAUACAUUAUCAUCUUCUCUUUUCACCAUAGAAGGACAAGAUAUUUUGUGAAGAUACCAGAAUUAGACAAUCUAUAAAGACAUUUAUGUGAUUGUUAACAAA